Ipomoea nil (Japanese morning glory) is the source of this 1056-nucleotide messenger RNA. Its product is annotated as F-box protein At3g08750-like. The coding region runs from base 1 to 1056 and encodes 351 amino acids. The record is from RefSeq and is a predicted model, not a curated record. Gene Ontology annotation, molecular function: protein binding. Lineage: Eukaryota; Viridiplantae; Streptophyta; Magnoliopsida; Solanales; Convolvulaceae. The transcript has 3 exons.
AUGGAAAACUGCAUAAUUUUGAGGGAUGUUGUGAUCGAAAUUCUGGCGCGGUUACCGGUAAAGUCACUCAUUCGAUUUAAGUGCGUCUGUAAAUUCUUUUAUUCUUUGAUAAAGAGUGAUAAUCAUUUUAAGCACAAGCACUUUGAAAUUAGUCGAGCCAAAAGAGAUUAUGUGGUUUUCCAGCAUAAUAAGCCGACUUUUUACGAGGAUCGAGGAUUUGGUUUAGUUUACAAAGAAUCAGACUCUGAUGAGAUUGGAUGUGUAGAUUUAACCUUCCCAACUUCAGGGAUAGAUGAUGUAAGGUAUGCUGAUGGUAUGUUUUGUUUGUUUAACUACGUUAGUCUUGUCAAUUAUGUUUGGGAUAUUUCUAUAUGGAAUCCAUCCACUAGAGAAAUUAAGAAAUUACAAAAUAUCAAAGCACUAGACGGAUACCAUCGAGAGUAUACAACAAUGAUUGGAUUUGGGCUGUCUUCCAACAUGAUAGGAAAGGUUGUCUUGAUUUGGAUUACUCCCGAUCCAAUUGUAAUGGUUUGUAGUCUAGACGAUAAUAAUUCAUGUGGUUGGAAAAGAUUUAGUCCUAGUUUGGACAUUUCUGAUGUGGAUGAUCAUCGUAGUAAUUUGUAUUUAAAAGGAAAGUAUUAUUGGAGUUGCAAGAUCAAAGACCAAAAUCAAAUUGUUUGGUUUGACUUUGAUGAUGAGACUUUCGGGAAGAUUGAGUUUCCAGAAAUACAUUCUUCUUCAUGGCCAGCCAUUUCAGCUAUGAAAGAUACUAUUGCUUUGAUAAGUUGCAAUAUUGACAUGAAUCAGGAUCGAGGAUUUGGUUUAGUUUACAAAGAAUCAGACUCUGGUGAGAUUGGAUGUGUAGACCUAACCUUCCCAACUUCAGGGAUAGGUGAUGUAAGAGAAAUUAAGAAAUUGCAAAAUACCAAGGCACUAGACGGAUAUCAUCGAGAAUAUACAACAAUGAUUGGAUUUGGGCUGUCUUCCAAGUUCCAACAUGAUGGGAAAGAUUGUCUUGAUUUGGAUUACUCCCGAUCCAAUUGUAAUGGUUUGUAG